AUGACUCAAUCUGCAUCUCCCUCAGGCCACGCCGUCGCACCCAAGAAUUUCCACAUUUUUGGUAGUGGAAUAUCCUUCAGCAUUUCGCCGACCAUCCACAAUGCCGGAUUCAUGCAUUAUGACCUUCCAUACAAAUACGACGUCCGAGAAUCCUCCAACAUCGAUGGAGUGGCUAGAUUCAUCUCGGACAAGCAAUUCAGCGGCGCCAGCGUCACGAUGCCCCAUAAGUUGCAAGUUCACAAGUUUUGCACCGAGCAGACGGACACCGCCCGCUUGAUUGGAGCAAUCAAUACUCUCGUUGUCAAGGGAGAUGGAAAUGGACGGCGGAUCAUUGGUGAUAAUACGGAUUGGUCGGGACUGCAUAGGAUCAUAGCGGAUUAUGCGACAAGGACGGGUCAACGGUCGAACAUUGGCCUUGUGAUUGGCGCCGGAGGUGCUUCGCGAGCAGCGCUCUAUGCCAUGCACAAAGCAGGGAUUCGGUCUAUUUAUCUCGUUAAUCGGACCCUGGCCACUGCAGAGAAAGUGAGACAUGAUUUCAAGGCCGUCUUCGACAUCAUCGUCGUUCCGAGCCUCGAGGAGCUUCCUCAACACCCGGACGUUAUCGUGGGUACCGUUCCUGCCGAGACUACGACUGAAGAUCAAUUCUCGGCCCUCUUCGGAGAAAGAGGUCUCUGCAUCGACAUGUCGUAUAAACCGAGGCAGACACCGUUGCUGAGUGUGGCUCAGAGAAACGAGGGAUGGUAUACCGUGACUGGUGUGGAAGUGUUGCUGGCUCAAGCAUACGAUCAGUUCUAUCUUUGGACGGGCUGUGAGCCACCGAAAGAGAAAAUGGUGGAGGCUGUUGCUCAGCAUGAGCGCGAGCGAGCGAGAGGAGGAACAAAGGGAGGGUUGCUCUGA
Molecule: messenger RNA, 897 nt
Organism: Penicillium brasilianum
Lineage: Eukaryota; Fungi; Ascomycota; Eurotiomycetes; Eurotiales; Aspergillaceae
Source: the annotation of a GenBank genome assembly